AUGGCUACCACUCAACGUGCCGUGGUCGUCGAUAGCCCUGGUGUGGCCGCAUUGGUCCAUGAUCGGGCCAUGCCCAAGUUACGAGAUGAUUAUAUGCUCGUCAAGACCGUUGCUGUGGCUCUGAAUCCAACGGACUGGAAGCAUAUCGAUAAUUUGGUCUUAGAAUCGGGCCCACUAGUUGGUUGUGAUUAUGCAGGCAUAGUGGAAGAAGUUGGCCCAAAGGUGACCAAAGAAUUCAAAAAGGGCGAUCGGGUCUGUGGUAUGGCCCACGGAUGUAAUGUUUCCCAGCAUGAGGACGGCACCUUCGCCGAGCACAUUGUCGUGAAAGGCGAUUUACAGAUGAAAAUCCCGGAGAAUCUCAGCUUUGAGGAUGCCGCUACCUUAGGCGUUGGCCUUAUCACGCACCGCUACCGGCGCUUGGGAAUCCAGUUCACCAAGGCAUCUGGGUACCGCGUUAUCACGACAUGCUCCCCUCACAACUUUGACAUGGUUCGAUCGCUGGGGGCCGAUGCCGUCUUUGACUACCGAGACCCAGACUGUGGGAAGAAGAUUCGUGAUUACACCAACGACCGCUUGGCCAUCGCUUGGGACACCAUAUCAUUGCCCGCGUCGGCUGAAGUCUGUGCAGCUGCGCUGACCACGGGUCCGCAUGCCAAAUAUUCCUGCCUCCUUCAAGUUGAAUUUCCGAGGGCGGAUAUCAAGCCUACUGUCACCCUUGCCUACACUGCCUUCAAUGAGGAAUUUCGCAUUAAGAACCGUGUGGUGCCGGUUGUUCCCGGAGACUUUGACUUCACCAAAUCUUUCAUUGAGAUCUGCAGAAAAUUGCUGGCAACUGGAAAGGUGAAAGUCCAUUCCCCACGGGUCAACAAGGGCAUUGAGGGGGUGUUAGACGGGCUUGAGCUGCUGAGGAAGGACAAGAUUAGCGGCGAGAAAUUAGUCUAUGUGAUUUGA
Aspergillus nomiae NRRL 13137 is the source of this 951-nucleotide messenger RNA. RefSeq names its product zinc-binding alcohol dehydrogenase family protein. The coding region runs from base 1 to 951 and encodes 316 amino acids. The transcript is spliced from 2 exons. The record is from RefSeq and is a predicted model, not a curated record. Lineage: Eukaryota; Fungi; Ascomycota; Eurotiomycetes; Eurotiales; Aspergillaceae. Gene Ontology annotation, molecular function: oxidoreductase activity, acting on NAD(P)H.